Molecule: messenger RNA, 2706 nt
Organism: Aethina tumida (small hive beetle)
Lineage: Eukaryota; Metazoa; Arthropoda; Insecta; Coleoptera; Nitidulidae
Product: TBC domain-containing protein kinase-like protein
Exons: 12
Coding region: 77-2548 (823 amino acids)
Biological process (GO): activation of GTPase activity; protein phosphorylation
Molecular function (GO): ATP binding; protein kinase activity; GTPase activator activity
Source: RefSeq, a predicted model, not a curated record
CAACAAACAUAACGAUAAAACUAACCUAAAAACGAAUGUCAAAAUUAAAUGACUGCAUAAAAUCGGCAAAGAUAAAAUGUAUCAGUCAUUAUUGAAAGAUUCAAAAUUGCAAUUCGGAGCAUUAACUUUUUUUGCGAAGGAACACAAAGGCGACUCGUGCGGCAGCAACGGUUUACCACUGACACCCAAUUCUAUAAUAAUAUACGGAAACGCCCAAAUUUUAAAAACGUUAAACCAUCCGUUUCUAUGUCAAUAUUUAGAUAUAAUCCGCGGAAAACACGAGAGAACGAUUGUUGUGUCACAAUUCUGUGGCAAAUCUUUAUCCACAUAUAUUGAAAGAGAAUUAUUUGAUUUAGAUGAUAUAAUAAAAAUUGCUUAUCAAGUUAUUGAGGGUGUGAAUGAACUGCACAAGAAUAAUAUCAUCCACAGGAAUCUGAGCAAUGAAAAUAUCCUUCUUCAGGACAACAACGACAUAAAACUGUUUAACUAUGGACUUUAUCAUAUGACUGGAGAAAAUAAGCUUGUCUCUUUUCCUAUUUUACAGGUUCUUUAUACAGCACCAGAAGUUUAUUUACAACAGCCAAAUGAAUGUUUGCAUGAUCCAAAAGUGGAUGUUUGGUCCAUAGGUAUAGUUUUAGCAGAACUACUACUGAACAAACUUCUAUGGAACAACUUAAAGUUGGGUCAAAGAAUCAGGAAGGUUUUGAGUCUAUUACAAUGUAAUAAUUUGGUGUUUGAAAGAAUUGCUAGGGAGCACAACUGUUAUGAAAAAUAUUUAGCUCUUCCAGAGGACAUAAAGGAACUAGUAAACAUGUGCCUGAACAUCUACUCAAAAGACAGACCAACUUGUGAAGACCUCCUAAACAAAACUAUUUUCAAACCGUUUAAAGAGUCAUCAAAUUCACCCCACAGUAAAGUCUGUGAACCAUUUGAGGUGUUUACAAUUAAAGAGUUCUACCAUUGGUGGCAACUUGCUGGAGGUGAUGUUCUUCAAGAAUUAAAAAAACAGGGUUUAAUCAGAUCUAGCCCACCAAUUCUCUCUCUACCAAAUGUGGUUUUGAUAGAGGGAAAUGUAUUGGGCCAAAAAAGAAACCCGGCAACAUUAUUUGAUCCAAGAGUUAUCACCAUGCCUUUGGGGGCAUUAUAUCAAAGAUUCAUGCACAUUCCAUUAAGUGCUUAUUAUCCUUUGAUUCUAACGAAAUCUGAGGUCAUUUUGAAAGCUGAACCUCCACCAUAUGAUGCCACAGGUUUACCCUUGAUCAUCAAGGAACGUGACCCUGAGUAUCAGUUCCACAGAAUUGUACUUUUUAGGCGACUGCUAUAUGGAUAUCCCUAUUGCAAAGACAGGAUUUUGAAGGAAGCAGAAAUUGAUAUUCCUCCUUUGUUAAGGGGGGAGAUUUGGUUUGCACUUUUGAAUGUUAAGGGUGAUUAUGAAAGGGAAUACAUGAGGAUUGAUAAGGAAACCCCUACUUCAACAGAUCGGCAGAUUGAAGUUGAUAUUCCCAGAUGUCAUCAAUACAAUGAACUAUUAUCCUCAUCAGAAGGCCACAGAAAACUGAAAAGAAUUUUAAAAGCUUGGGUUUAUAAAAACUCUCAGUACGUUUAUUGGCAAGGAUUGGACUCCUUAACUGCUCCAUUUUUAUAUUUGAACUUUAACAAUGAAGCUAAAGCAUUUGCUUGUCUUUCGGCUUUUGUGCCCAAAUAUCUGCACCAGUUCUUCCUCAAGGAUAACUCGGCAGUAAUUCAGGAAUAUUUAGCGAAAUUUUCUCAGUUAAUCGCCUUUCACGACCCCCAACUCGCCAACCAUUUAAAUGAAAUCAACUUUUACCCUGAAUUGUUCGCCAUUCCCUGGUUUCUAACCGUAUUUUCCCAUGUUUUUCCGUUGUACAAAAUCUUACAUUUGUGGGACAAACUUUUACUGGGUGAUUCAUCGUAUCCUCUUCACAUCGGUUUGUCGGUUUUGACACAACUAAGAGACAGGUUAUUAACAUCCGGAUUUAACGAGUGCAUUUUACUGUUCUCCGAUUUGCCCGAAGUCGACAUCGAAAAAUGCGUUGUCCUUUCUAGCCAGACUUUCGAAAACACGCCUAAAAGUAUCACCCACCGUGAACACGAAAAUCCCCAAUUUCACCAAAAGGACGAAUUUGAUAUAUCCGGGGUUACCUUGCAGGAGCUACAGAAGGAAAAGUUCCCUAGAAUAAGCACUAAUGAUGUUGUGAAACUGGUCAGAAACAAACCUGAGAAAUUGUUGAUUGUUGACAUAAGAAAUCCCCCACAGUUUCAGAGGUCUUGCGUAAAAAGAAGCAUAAACGUUCCGUUUUCGAGUGUUCCUUUUGGAGAAUCAAAAAUUGAAAGUUUGGGUCCCAACGGAUCCAUUAUUAAAAACAGUAAAGAAAAAAUUAUCGUUAUAGUAGGUAACGAAGAAACCGACGUGGAAUUGUUGCCCAAAUUUCUUCUCAAAUGCAAAAUAAGCAAAGUGUGUGUUUUACAUGGAGGAUUUGGUGUAAUUUCGAAAGUCUCGCCUUCAGUUCUGACUCAAGGACAUUAAUUAAAUAGAUUUUUAUAGAGAAUAUUGUAUGAAUAUUUUAUACAAUCACAAUUCUUAUGUAAUUUGUUGAUCAGCACUUAAAAAAAUGUUGUAAAUGAUCAAUUUAUAUGAAAUUUGUAUUUCUAAGUGUUUCUGAAAAUAUAUUUAUAUUAUUAUUA